Molecule: messenger RNA, 9147 nt
Organism: Trichomycterus rosablanca
Lineage: Eukaryota; Metazoa; Chordata; Actinopteri; Siluriformes; Trichomycteridae
Gene: greb1l
Product: GREB1 like retinoic acid receptor coactivator
Exons: 34
Coding region: 277-6102 (1941 amino acids)
Biological process (GO): kidney development; multicellular organism development
Source: RefSeq, a predicted model, not a curated record
AGCAGGACCCAGGACGUGAUCCUCUCUGCUCCUGAUUGGAAUACACUCCGUUAUUCGGAUAUAUCUGGGCGCUCUGUGGUACCCGGCUGGAGUGUGGGCAUGGACCUCACAACCUUUGUGUCGUGCCCCUGCAGCGUGGCGGCGUGUUAAAGGUGUGCUUGAGGUGUCGGUGAUGAUGGACAGGUGAAUGAUGGGAAGAUUUAUAAGACAUCUUAGCCAGUGAUGGAGAGAAGGUGAUCCAUUUUCUUCACACCUGGAGAACAUCAAUCAAGGAUCAUGGGGAAUUCAUACGCAGGGCAGCUGAAGUCGGCGCGUUUCGAAGAGGCGCUGCACAACUCCAUCGAGGCAUCGCUGCGCUCCAGCAAUGGAGAUCCACAACCCAUUUUCACCCAGCUUUACCUGGAGCCUGACCAGUACAGCACCAGUCUGGACGACAUUAAGUCCAAGAUGGACCUGAGCAUCAGGUCAGAUGAAAGUGGACACGUCCGGAUGAACUGCCAUUCAUCCAAUAGGCUGGACGACAUGGACGACGACGUGGAAUCAGACACCAGCAGCCCACCGCUGCCGUACCUACAGGCCCCGCCCCCGGACGGCUGCUGCACUGUAGACGGGUUCUGUCAGGCCGGGAAGGAUCUGCGCCUGGUUUCUAUGGCAGCAGCACCUAUUGAAAUCCCAACGGGGUUCGAACUGGUGGGCGCCAAAUCUCCCAGCAUUCCCGAGCAAAUCCUGGUGUGCGCCGUGGACAAACGCUUCCUGCCGGACGAGAAUGGGAAGAACGCACUUCUAGGCUUUUCGGGGAGCUGUGUGGGUUGCGGUGAAAAAGGGUUCCGCUACUUUACUGAGUUUUCCAACCACAUCAACCUGAAGCUGAGCACCCAGCCCAAAAAGCAGAAGCACUUAAAGUACCACCUGGUGAAGAACCACCAGGGGGCGCUGUGUAAGGGGGCACUCAUCUGCUGGAAAGAUUGUAAGACCAGAACUCUGUCAAGUGCAUCUUCAUCCAAACCCAGUUCAUCAUCAUCAUCAUCACUGAGCAGUAAAGAGAACGGAGGAACCAGCAGCCACAGCCCGUCCUCCCUCUCUCUAACAGACUCUCCACCAGCUCAAGGAAAAUCCAGCUGUUCACCUGGAAUUAACGGGACUCCGGAACUCACACGGGACUUCCUAAAACCUCUCAGCACCAGCACACACCCCCCCAAACCUUUACCUAUAGUACCCACAGCUGUACGAGUUAACGGUCUGGCAAACGGUUUAAGCAUAGAUGGCCGGCCGCCUGUACUGAGCCCCACCCACUUAAACCCGCUGGCCACGCCCACACACGGCUAUCGGCCAGUCGAACCGGCAGACAGUCCAGCAUCCUCUGCCAUGUCGUCAGGGCCCCCGAAAAAGCGGCACCGCAGUUGGCACCCGUCCUCAGUCAUGUCUGUUCCUGCCACACCAGUUCCUGUACCCGCUGUUCGUCCUCUGCCCUGUGGAUCAGGUCCUCUGCUGUCGCUGGCCAAUCAGGCGUCUCUGUCAGCAUCAGGUGUCAUACAGCCUCAGCCAAUCACAGCGGGAGAGACCGUGAUCAUUCCAGAUAAUCUGCUGAAUACCUGCGGGGUUCGACCCGUCAUUCUCAUCGGUCACGGUGCUCUGCCCUACUUUUUCGGGAAUGUGUGUGAUGUGGUGGUGAGCCCCCUGCUGACCAGCUGCUAUAACUACAGCCAGCUGAGUGAGAAGAGCCUGGCGGCGCUGGGACUGUCGACCAAUCAGAUACCAACAACCGAAACGCUCAUCCUGCUCACGCUGCAGUACCUGUCCCGCCUGGGGUGGGAUCAGAUCCCCGUCUGCGAGGAGUUCGAGCAGAUCGUCCUGAAGGCGGCGCUCUGCGGUGCGGCCGUCCCCCCCGUCUCGGCCGCCCAGCUCCCGUGGUUGGCGCGCGUGGAGGCCAGCGUGUCCGGCGGCGGCGUCCAGGUCCUGCUGGCUCAGAGCUCGCUGGGCGAGGGCAUCGCGGAGACGCUGCGCUCCCUGAGCGAGAACGCUCACCUCCAGCAGCCGCAGCGUCUACCCAACUACGUCCUGGUGGUCCACACGGGCGCCGGCGGGAGCCAGUUCUGCGUCAUGGUGCUCGGUAAAUACCAGUCGAGGGCGCUGGCCGAGGGCAUGCUGACCACCAGCGAGUUUCUGAAGGAGAUCAGCUACGAGCUCAUCACUGGAAAGGUUUCGGUGCUGGCAUCACACUUCAACAACACAUCUCUAGGUGAUGAUCUGGCCAGGGAGUUGGCGCGGUACCAGCGGAGGAGGAAGCAGCAGGUCAACCAGAGCGAAUCGGUUCACUCGCAGGAGGAACCGGAGAUGAAGCCGGACACAGGAACUGAGCCGCCGGCCGAAGAGUUCCAGAUUCACCCGCCUCAGCUGGCGGUGGCCCGCAGCCUCCUGUCUCUGGUGUGCGGCAUCGCGGACUCCAACAGCCAGAGCCUCGACCUGGGGCGCUUUUGCAAGGUGGAUUUCCUGGUGCUGGUGCCGCCGUCGAACGUCCUGUUGCACCAGACGGCGCGGCGCAUCCGCCAGUCAGGUGUGCUGGUGGAUCUCGGGGUGGAGGACGCCUCCUCAGCCCCGCAGAAGGCCGACAGGUACGUGGCACGCCUGGACAACGAGGUGCACUCCAAGAUGGAGGCCUUCAUGAGGAAAGUGAAGCAGAAUCCGUACACGCUCUUCGUCCUGAUUCAUGAUAACUCGCACGUGGACCUGACCAGCUCCAUGUCGGGCUCGGUGGCUCACGGCGAUCUUCAGGGAUUAGCCGAUCGAGUGGUGAAUUCUCAGGAGGUUCUAGAGGCGGAGAAUCUGCUGCUCCUGCAGGUCUCGUCUUUUCCCUUCACACUGCAGUCGCACCAUUCACGUAUCGGGAUCCAGAAUGAGGUUCACUGGCCCACCAACCAUGGCCCGCAGGUGGCGCCGUCUUCUAAAGAGCUGGUGUACUUCGGGAUGCAGGGGUACCAGCACUCGGUGCAGUGGGGCGUGUCCAGUCCCAUCCUGCGCUGUGACGAUGCCUUCGAGAGGAUGGUCAGCGCCCUGCUCCAACGUCACCCUCACCUGCACAGCAUGGUGAUCCGGAGCCACCUGCUGAUCCAGCAGUACACCGAGGCCAUGAUGGCGCUGACCGCCUGUCCGGCGCUGAGGGACCACGUCACCCCGCAGACCCUGGCCAUGGUGGAGGGCGUGCUGGGCGGCGAGGGUCGCGACGAGGCCCGGGGCGGUAAGGGCCACAUGCUGCUGGUACGAGUGCCCUCCCUACAGCUGGCACGCCUGGCGCGGGAUCGGCUGGAGGAGGCGCAGCACAAGCUCGGGCUGGAGAGGAGGUUCGCCGUGGUGCUGGGAGGACCGACCAACGAGAUCGACCUAGCGCCGCAUUUCUGCGCGCAGCUCAGGGGUUGGCAACAGGGCAGGAAUGAAGACUGGAUCCCUCUGACCUACGAGGAUCUGGAGGAUCUACCCUGCAUGGUGAUCCUGACUGGUAAAGACCCUCUCGGAGAAACGUUCCCCAGGUCUCUGAAGUACUGCGACCUGAGGCUGAUCGACUCCAGCUACCUGACCCGCACGGCUCUGGAGCAGGAAGUGGGCGUGGCCUGCUCCUACGUCACACGGGGCGCGAUCCCCGAUACCUCGACCGUGGCGGGCAGGGUUGCGGGACUGAAGAAGGAAGUGGAGGAGGAUGAGGAGCGGCGUGGAGGAGGAAUGAUGGAGCAUGAUGAGCUGGAGAGACCACCCAGCAACGGCAGCUCCACCACCAGAGCCUCCGGCUCCAUCGCUGAAAAUGGCGUCAGCUCCUCAGGUGUUCCAGACUCCUCCCACAAAUCCUGCUUGGUCUCCUCCUCCCACCACGAAUCGUCCAAUAGCAGCUUGUCCAGCUGCUUAAACUCCUCCCCCCACAACCUGAAGCAGGAGUGUGAUUCCCAGUGUCCCUCCUCCUCCUCCUCCUCCUCGUCCUCUUUAUCUUCCUCUCCAGGUUCCCACAGACCGAGCCAGUCCACCCAGACGGUCCAGCGGGGGAGCAGACCGGGUCAGCGCGCCUCCCCCCGCGUGGUGGUUCUGUCCCGCGCCUCCUAUCGCCUCCUCGCCCCCGACUCGCCGGCUCAGCCCAGCUCCGCCUGGCUCCUCCCCCACGCCGACUUGGAGUGGGUCAGUCCGCUCCGGCCGCCGUUCCCGCAGCAGGGCGCGGCCGCCGAGCAGUCGCUGUACUACCGGCAGUGGACGAGGGCGCGGACGCAGCACGCCGAUCACAACGCCGCGGGACGUACCCACCCACGGAGGCUCUUACUGAGCGGACCGCCACAGGUGGGUAAGACCGGCUCGUACCUGCAGUUCCUGAGGAUUGUGUUCCGGAUGUUGAUUCGGUUGCUGGAGGUCGACGUGUACGAUGAGGAGGAGCUCGAGGAGGAAGUCGUCCCUGAUGACCUGGACGUUCCGGUGUCCAGCGGCCUGGCGUGGCCUGACCUGGAGGAAAUGCAGAAGAAGACCUUCAACCACAAUCCGCGUGACCCCCGGUUCAGGCGCUGCAGUGAGGUGUUUUCAGGCAGGAAGCAGCUGAGUGUGAGCGGACUGAAACAGGAGGAUUGUGAUGAGGACGCUGAGAGGAAGUGGAACACCGUCUCCAUCAGACUCAGCAUGUUCGCUGCCCACAAUGCAUUUCACCACUGCGAGCAGUGCCACCAUUACAGCAAGCCCGGCCCCGCCCGCCCCCUGUCGGACUGCACCGUCCACUCCUUCUCCUUCUGCUCCUCCAUGCUGGGUGAGGAGGUCCAGCUGCACUUCGUCAUCCCCAAACACAAGGAGCAUCACUUCACCUUCAGCCAGCAGGGGCGUCAGCUGGAGAGCAUGACGCUCCCGUUCCUCUCCGACCAGGACUGCGUCAGAAGUCCCAUCUUCACCCCGACGACGGGCCGGCAGGAUCUGGGUCUGCUGAACCUGCACCAUGCCCUGGAGGGGGCGCCACACCUUCACAUCCUGGUGGUGAAGCAGCACGAGAUGGCUCUCUACAGGAAGUUCUGGCCCAAUCACAUCCUGCUGGUCCUGCCCUCCAUCUUCAACAACUCCGGAGUCGGAGCCGCUCGGUUCAUGAUUAAGGAACUCUCCUAUCAUAACCUGGAGCUGGAGAGGAACAGACAGGAGGAGCAGAACCUCCAGAGACAGAACGUCUGGCCCUUCAUCAUCAUCAUGGAUGAUUCCUGUGUCCUCUGGAACUCCCACAUCCAGAACUCUGACGGUUCGGUGGAGGUGUGUAACGUCAGUCUGAAGCAGGUACUCCUGCACAUGGAGUCGACUCCGGCCCUGCCCUACUACGCCGCCUGUGGAUUGAGAAAGUGGAACAGUAAGAUGGCAUCAUCACCUCUGGGUGCCCCGUUCAGCCGAUGCCACCUUCACGACUUCAUUCUGCUGAACGUGGACCUCACGCAGAACGUCCAGUACGACCUUAACCGGUACACGUGUGAGGAGGUGGACUUUAACCUGAGGGUGAACAGCAGCGGUUUGCUGUUGUGCCGCUUCAACCGCUUUAGCAUCAUGAAGAAGCACAUUCCCACCGGCGGCCACAAACGCGCCCCCAUCAAACCCAAACUCACGGCGAUGGAGACGCUGUCCCCGGUGCCCAGCUCCCAGUUCGUGUGUGCGCCGGACAGUGAGUGCCCCCUGCUGGACGCCCCGGCUCAGCUCCUGCUGGAGAGGUUCCUUCAGCGCUGCAGCACACACCUGUUUCCUCACGCCGUGCACAACCACACCCGCCCGGUCCUCGCCAUCGACACCUACCUCGACCUCGGUCCUCAGUUAUCGGUGUGUUACAUGAGCUCGCGACCUCACUCGGUGAAUCUGGACCACGGCGGCGUCCUGUUCAGCGGUCUGCUCCUCUACCUGUGCGACUCCUUCGUGGUUUCUGGAUUCCUCAAGAAGUUCCGCUUUCUGAAAGGCGCGACGCUCUGCGUGGUCUCUCAGGACCGGAGUUCCCUGCGGCAGAUCAUCGUCCGUCUGGAGCUGGAGGACGAGUGGCAGUUCCGCCUCCGAGACGAGUUCCAGACGGCCAACUGCAGCGAGGACAGACCGCUGUACUUCCUCACCGGACGCCACAUUUAACCGCCGGGAGACCCUCGGUCAGAUGCUGCUCCCCUGCCGAAUGCUACCCCCCCCCCCCCCCCCCCCGCUAUGUCCUCGCGGAUGUAGAAACGAUCUCAGGGUUUUCUGUCUCACUACUCGUGUCUUGUGUAGCGCUCACCAAAGAACUGCUAAGAAUGCUAACGCCCAAAGAGACGGACUUUCCCUAGCGAAAGCCUCACGACCCACCGAUGAUGGAUGUGUUUCCGCUAAUCCUUGGAAUGCAACUUUACGCGGUUUCUGUCGAGCUUCGAUCGGCCGAUUCUGACGUUUUUAUCAUGCUAAUCAUGCUAAACGUCACACGCGGCCUGACCGGCGAGAAACUGCGUGGACUGAAACUGGAACGGUUCUAAAUGUGCUGAUUCAUGUGGGAUUGCUAACGCGGACAAUCCUUCAGCCUGAACGCUGCUGCUAAUCUGAACGCUGCUGCUAAUCCUAAUCUUACACUGGAAGCUAGAGGACUACUGGAACGUAGACUGCACGCCCGAGAGUGUUCGGACGCCUGAUACGCUAAUCUUAAAAUCUGUUUUGCUAACAGGAAGCUCUAAAUUGUUCAAAUCCCGCUAGAAUCUACAAAGCUAAGCAUGUACGUUGCUGCUAAGGAGCUAGCGUGAACAUAGCUUUACGCUGUCUUUCGAAAACUAGCAUUAACGAGCUCUCAGAUUCUGAACAGUCGGAUCCUGAAGAGUUUCGGUGCUAAUUUGAAUGUAAACGCAAAUGAAGGAACAACUAACUAGCCGAUCGGCUAAUUAGCGACAAAAGUCAUGAAGUUUAUGCUAAGCUAACAUUCUGCUAACUGUUUGUAAACUAGCUGCUCACACUGCUAUUUUGUGCUACGCCGUCAUUUCCGCUGGCUGUUUUCCGCCCGAUGCUGAUUUUAGCUUUACGGAAAGUUAGCUAAACGUGGCUAAUAUGCUAGUAUCGCUACCUGACGAUUGUUUUCAGUGCUUAGUGACGAUUUUGCUACAUUUAUUAACAGCUAAAACAUUCCUGAUGUUUUUAUUUUUCCGUAUCUGGGAAUGAAGCUGACGAACCGGGUGAACUAGCGCUUGUUUAGCGUUAACCGGUCCCAACUGGAAACGUAAGCUAGCUUUCGUGACGUAGCCGCCGUGAUUGAGUUGUAGCAGGUUGGUGUGACAGAUGGAACGAUAUUGGGACGCUAUAACGUGGAAAAAGGUUGAAACGUGAUGAAUGCUAAUAUUAAUAUAUUGACUUUUCGACGUUUUGGUCGCUAGCGUUGAUGAAAUAUCCGUUCGUUUUUGUUUUUAAGGCACAAAGAAGCUACCUAGCAUCGUUUCUUUUAUUAGUUUAGCUUUUUUUGUUUGUCUGUAUUAAUAUGAAAGAGAAAAAAUCAGGUCUGGAUGCUGUGAGAUUAUUUAUUGUUUGAGCUUCUUCUCCGGACUGAAAACGGCACCUAGCUAGCGUGUUUAGCUCGUUAGCCGUGCCGAUAUUGAAGAAACGUAUCGUAAACGUUUUUCCGUACGUCAGGAGAAACGGAAUCUGUGGAGUCGUGUUUCGGCUGAAGUUCUGUACGUAGCUAACCGGACUAGCUGAGCGGUCAGCUAAUUCUGAAUGAAGAGCGUCGCUAACGAAGAAAAACUGAAGUGAAGAACCUGCAUUACGACCCAGAACGUCUCUCACGUCUCUCACGUCUCACGUCUCUCACGUCUCUCACGUCUCUCACGUCUCACGUCUCUCACGUCUCUCACGUCUCACGUCUCUCACGUCUCUCACGUCUCUCACGUCUCACGUCUCUCACGUCUCACGUCUCUCACGUCUCUCACGCCUCACGUCUCUCACGUCUCACGUCUCUCACGUCUCACGUCUCUCACGUCUCUCACGUCUCACGUCUCUCACGUCUCUCACGCCUCACGUCUCUCACGUCUCUCACGUCUCACGUCUCUCACGUCUCACGUCUCUCACGUCUCACGUCUCUCACGCCUCACGUCUCACGUCUCUCACGUCUCUCACGUCUCUCACGUCUCUCACGUCUCACGUCUCUCACGUCUCUCACGUCUCUCACGUCUCACACGUCUCUCACGUCUCUCACGUCUCACGUCUCUCACGUCUCACGUCUCUCACGUCUCACGUCUCACGUCUCUCACGUCUCACGUCUCACGUCUCACGUCUCUCACGCCUCACGUCUCUCACGUCUCUCACGUCUCUCACGUCUCACGUCUCUCACGUCUCUCACGUCUCUCACGUCUCACGUCUCUCACGUCUCUCACGUCUCACACGUCUCUCACGUCUCUCACGUCUCACGUCUCUCACGUCUCACGUCUCUCACGUCUCUCACGUCUCUCACGCCUCACGUCUCUCACGUCUCUCACGUCUCACACGUCUCACACGUCUCACGUCUCUCACGUCUCUCACGUCUCACGUCUCUCACGUCUCUCACGUCUCUCACGUCUCACGUCUCUCACGUCUCACGUCUCUCACGUCUCUCACGUCUCACACGUCUCACGUCUCUCACGUCUCACGUCUCUCACGUCUCUCACGUCUCUCACGUCUCUCACGUCUCUCACGUCUCACGUCUCUCACGUCUCUCACGUCUCACGUCUCUCACGUCUCUCACGUCUCACGUCUCUCACGUCUCACGUCUCUCACGUCUCACGUCUCACGUCUCUCACGUCUCACGCCUCACGUCUCUCACGCCUCACGUCUCUCACGUCUCUCACGUCUCUCACGUCUCACGUCUCUCACGUCUCUCACGUCUCACGUCUCUCACGUCUCUCACGUCUCUCACGUCUCACGUCUCACGUCUCUCACGUCUCUGUGCACAUAAAUUAUGCAACUUUUGCUUCUUACAAUCUGAACCUCUGAAGUCUGUGGUGCGUUCACAAACCCGCACCGCCGCGCCAAAGUGUUUACGAGCGACGAGUCGUCUCUGUUCUACCUCAGGAUCCGUCCCAGCGCUCGUGGCUUUCAAAAUGUGACUUAAAUAUUAAAUAUCGGCUUUUUUUCUAUUUUAUUUUCCUGUUGUUAAAAUUUAUGAAUGUAAGAAUAAAGUAACGCUGAUAACUGUGA